AUGGACCCACCGUCGAAUCCAGGCGAUUCGUCCGAGAGCCUUUCAAGCGAGGGAGGCCUCAGUGUCCCCAGUGCCGCUGCACAACUGGACCCCGUAGAGGGUCCAGUCGAGCAAGAAGAGGUCCUUCAGGGACCCGCUGAGCAGGCCGAAGAAGCCGCGAUCCCGGAAUCCAAACAGUCUGAUGAUAAUGAUAACGCAGGAAUGGAGGUUGAAGAAGCCGACCAAGACGAAGACAUGGCCGCUGAGGCGGUCGAAGACGACGCCGAAGAAGCUCUCGAACCGCUGGAUUACAGCGAACUCUUCCGCCCUGCCGGCAUCCUCCCCAUGUCCUUCCCCUUGCCCCAAUUCGAAGAAUUUGAGUCCAUGGCCGAGAUUCUCGAGCAGCUCCAACCCCUCGCGCGGGCAAUCGUCCGGGGCUUUCUGUACGACCUGCGUGACAUUUUCCGGGAGCGGAUCGACUAUUACCAAAACUUCCAAAUCCCAGAGUUCCAUCACCAUUUGGUUCUCCUCUCCGACCGUCUUCUCGUCAUUAAGAUCCUAAAUUCAGCUGACCCUGCUUGGACUGAGGCCCUGCUGUCAGAGUACAUAGCAGCCGUCGAUGAAUACGUCGAGGAAGCAGCUGAAAGAUUCCAUAGGCUCCAUUUGUCUUACACUUACAGUCAACCUGACUCUUCACCUCCUCCUGCCCAUCUAGUCUCCGAAGACGCUCCCGGGGGGCCCGCUACUUGUACAAUCUGUUUGAUUAGAUAUGCUCCAGACUCUCAGGUCGUCGUCCUAGCAUGCCACGAUACUCAUCACUUCCAUCGGAGCUGUCUCUCACGUUGGGUGUACACUCAGGCCACAUGCCCACUCUGCCGAAUUCUAGUCGAAUGAUCAUUGAUCAAGCGCGCUCCGUUGAAGGGAGCAUGUUGUGAAGGGAGAAGUCGUUCGUCCAUAAUUUCGCUUGUAUCUCUGGUGACUGACAUUACA
Molecule: messenger RNA, 969 nt
Organism: Puccinia graminis f. sp. tritici CRL 75-36-700-3
Lineage: Eukaryota; Fungi; Basidiomycota; Pucciniomycetes; Pucciniales; Pucciniaceae
Exons: 2
Coding region: 1-873 (290 amino acids)
Molecular function (GO): zinc ion binding
Source: RefSeq, a predicted model, not a curated record